CUCCCCUGCAUGACCCCAUCAAUCGGAACCCCAGUGCACUAGCAGCAGUAGGAGAGAAGCAAGUGGCUACUCCUACUCUCUCCCUCCCUCCCUCGCUGAAUUCUCCUACUCCGCUUCUUCUUCGUCUUCCUGCUACCACUACAGCCUCACUCGAUCCCUGGAGCCACAUAUAAGUAGAGUGGUGGUGUCACCAGCCAGCCAAGAUCGAUGACCACCGAGUUCGUCAGGGUGAAGAAGCUCCAUCAGAACGGGAGCUUGAGCAAGAGGAUGGAGCUGCAGCCGGAGCUAUCGCUCGGCCCCACGUGGCCGGCGGCGCCGCCGGGUUUUGCGUCGGCAAAGAGCUCGUCGUCCGAGUCCGACGGCAGCUCCCGGAAGAGGAAGCACUGCGCCUGGGAGGAGCCUCCCGUGUCGCACGCGGGCCUCGAGCUCCAGCUCAACGACCCCGUGCCCUUGGACUGGGAGCAGUGCCUUGACCUGCAAUCUGGAAGGAUGUAUUACCUGAACAGGAAGACCUUGAAGAAGAGCUGGAUCAGGCCACGGGAGCAGAGCGUGAACCUGGACCUCAACAUCUCGACGACCCCGGCGAACGACAGCGGCAGCACCGGCGCUGUUGCUGCUCCCGAAGAGGACGAGCCCAAGAAGCCCGGCACCAUGAGCUCAGGAGGCAACAUGGUGGCAGUGCCGUGCGCCAACUGCCACCUCCUCGUCAUGCUCUGCAAGUCCUUCCCCUCCUGCCCCAACUGCAAGUUCGUGCAGCCGCUGAGGGCGCCCGCGACGACGCAGGCGUCAGUUCAUCGCGGGCUCGACACCGUCAAGCCGCUGGAGACCCUGAGCCUUCUCCACUAG
Phragmites australis (common reed) is the source of this 846-nucleotide messenger RNA. Its product is annotated as protein CURLY FLAG LEAF 1-like. The coding region runs from base 208 to 846 and encodes 212 amino acids. NCBI's taxonomy places the organism in Eukaryota, Viridiplantae, Streptophyta, Magnoliopsida, Poales, Poaceae. The transcript is spliced from 2 exons. Gene Ontology annotation, molecular function: protein binding. The record is from RefSeq and is a predicted model, not a curated record.